UCAGAGCACAGUCCACUGUAAUACUAUCGCAUACAGGCAAGUAGGUAAUCUACAAUGGCUCUAGACCCGAUGGAAUCCUCGACAACGCCGGCCGCAGGCCCAUCGACCCAACCCGAGACCGCAUUCGAAAAGUGGAGGUCAUCUCUCGCACAAUUGACAGGACUCGGCUUGAACCCGGUCGAGGCCAAGCACCGGGACGAAAGACUAGCUCAGGAGAGGCUCGAGGGAGAUUGGAAUCAGUGUGAAAAGUGGAAGACGGGGUUGAUGAAGUCAAGUCCUGCGGUUGUUUUCAUGAUGAAGCACCUCACCCUAUCCGGCUGCCCAUUCACAGCAGCUUCUAUCCAAUGCCACCCAUGUCCACCGACAAGAUCAGGAGGUUUCUCACCGGAUCACGGGAUCCUGCUCUGUCAAGAUCGGUUCUUUAGCAAGAGACAUAUGGAGGACACCAUCGUACACGAGAUGAUUCACGCCUUCGACCAUUGUCGGUUCGAAGUGGACUGGGGGAAUUUGCGACAUCAUGCUUGUAGCGAGAUCCGAUCGGCAAACUUGUCGGGCGAUUGCAAAUGGACCCGGGAGCUUCGAAGAGGUUUCUACUCAUUCUCCAAGCAACAUCAGGCAUGUGUAAAACGCCGAGCGGUCCUUUCCGUAGAAGCAAAUCCUAACUGCGCAGAUAAGGCGAUGGCGGAACGAGCGGUCAAUGAAGUAUGGGAUAGUUGUUUCAAGGAUACACGGCCUUUCGAUGAGAUCUACUAGAAUAUUGGCACGGUGGCGAUUCUACGUAUCUGGACCCAGCCGGACGGAAUGGAAAGGUGCAUGUGCGUUGUAUUAUAGAGCAUGGCUUGUUGCAUAUUCAGACACCCCUUGAAAGAUCGAAA
Molecule: messenger RNA, 875 nt
Organism: Filobasidium floriforme
Lineage: Eukaryota; Fungi; Basidiomycota; Tremellomycetes; Filobasidiales; Filobasidiaceae
Product: peptidase M76 family-domain-containing protein
Exons: 4
Coding region: 55-753 (232 amino acids)
Biological process (GO): mitochondrial protein processing; mitochondrial proton-transporting ATP synthase complex assembly
Cellular component (GO): extrinsic component of mitochondrial inner membrane
Molecular function (GO): metalloendopeptidase activity
Source: RefSeq, a predicted model, not a curated record